Oenanthe melanoleuca is the source of this 2351-nucleotide messenger RNA. It is a transcript of the gene PANK2, whose product is annotated as pantothenate kinase 2. Gene Ontology annotation, cellular component: cytosol; nucleus. The transcript is spliced from 7 exons. The record is from RefSeq and is a predicted model, not a curated record. Gene Ontology annotation, biological process: coenzyme A biosynthetic process. Gene Ontology annotation, molecular function: ATP binding; pantothenate kinase activity. Lineage: Eukaryota; Metazoa; Chordata; Aves; Passeriformes; Muscicapidae. Bases 90 to 1385 code for a protein of 431 amino acids.
AGGCGCGCCGGGGGCGGUGGCUGCGGCGGUGGCGGCUGAGCGCGGCCGGAGCGGGGCCGGGCGGCCCAUGGGGCCGGGCCGCGCUGCCCAUGGAGCCGCCGCGCAGCUGUGGCGAUGGCGCGGAGGACGAGAAGAAGCCGCGGCGGCGCGGUGGCGGGGCGGACGCCGGGCCCUCCCAGCUGCGGCGGCGGAGCAGCGGCGGCGCGGCGGGCGCGGACAGCGCGGCGGGGCCGCAGCCCCGCGAACGCGGCGGGUCCGUGAGUCGGCAGCGGCGGGACUCGGUCCGCAAGAACCGCCCGCUCUUCCCCUGGUUCGGCUUGGACAUCGGAGGGACCUUGGUCAAACUGGUUUAUUUUGAACCCAAAGACAUCACAGCUGAAGAAGAAGAGGAAGAAGUGGAAAACCUGAAAAGCAUCCGCAAAUACCUGACCUCCAACGUAGCCUACGGCUCCACGGGCAUCCGGGACGUGCACCUGGAGCUGAGGGAGCUGACGCUGUGUGGGCGCAAAGGCAAUCUGCACUUUAUACGCUUUCCUACCCAUGACAUGCCUGCUUUUAUCCACAUGGGGAGCCAAAAGCACUUCUCGAGCCUCCACACCACCUUAUGUGCCACGGGAGGUGGAGCCUACAAAUUUGAGCAGGAUUUUCGCACAAUGGGUGACCUUGAGCUCUGUAAGCUGGAUGAGCUGGAUUGCCUUGUCAAAGGAAUGCUGUACAUUGAUUCUGUGGGAUUCAAUGGACACUCAGAGUGUUACUAUUUUGAGAACCCCACGGAUGCUGAGAGGUGCCAGAAGCUCCCAUUCAACCUGGAGAAUCCUUAUCCUCUCCUUCUGGUCAACAUUGGCUCAGGGGUCAGCAUUUUGGCUGUCUAUUCCAAAGACAACUACAAACGGGUAACAGGCACCAGCCUUGGAGGGGGAACCUUCUUUGGCCUCUGCUGCCUUCUGACAGGCUGCUCCACGUUUGAGGAGGCCCUGGAGAUGGCAUCCCACGGGGACAGCACCAAGGUGGACAAGCUGGUCAGGGACAUCUACGGAGGGGACUACGAGCGCUUCGGGCUGCCAGGCUGGGCUGUGGCAUCCAGCUUUGGAAACAUGAUGAGCAAGGAGAAGAGGGAAUCUGUCAGCAAGGAGGACCUGGCCAGGGCCACUUUAAUCACCAUCACCAACAACAUUGGCUCCAUAGCACGGAUGUGUGCCCUGAACGAGAACAUCAACCGUGUGGUGUUCGUGGGCAACUUCCUUCGGAUCAACACCAUCUCCAUGAGGCUCCUGGCCUAUGCCCUGGACUACUGGUCAAAGGGACAGUUAAAAGCACUUUUCUUGGAACAUGAGGGUUACUUCGGUGCAGUUGGUGCCCUGCUGGGACUGCUGGACUCAGCCUGACCCUGUGCAGGAUCUGUGUUGGACCACUGGAUUCAGGACACUCCUGGGCCACUGAGCCCUUGCUUUGGGAGUCACUGAGCCCAUGUUUCUUGUCACAGCCCCACUGAGACUGUCCCACUGUGGUGGCCUGUGGGGACAGGUGUCUGUAGGAGCUGAGAUCACCUGGGAUUACAGCACAGGUUUGUUCCAAAGGAUGUGAUUGGAGUAGAUGGGCUGGGUGUGGGGGUGCAUGGGAAGGUCUGUGGGGCAUUUCAGUCACAUGGAAUUGCCCUUUUUGGGUAGUUCUACUCCAUGUUUAAUGAUGGUGACAAAGCAGAGCAGGAGCACUUUGCUCCUUCCCUUGGAGUCCCAGUGCCCAGGUCAGUUCUGUGCUCACAACCAGAGGUUCUCCAUGUGCUGGAAAAUGGUCUGGGAAUGGGGAAGAGACCAGCAGAGCCCUGCUGAGUGUAACUGACUCCAUCUGGCCCCCUGGAUCCACACUGGGACACAGCUGUGCUGGCAGCCAGGCUUCCUUUGCCCCUGUUCACACCCUUCUCUCCGUCCUGGGGACAGGAGCUGCAGCACAGCACAGAUCUGUGCCUCAGGCUGGUCCCAUUCCAGCCUCCAGCACUCCUGCACAGGCCUCAGCACCUGUGGGAUGGUGUCAGGGGUGUCUGUCAGCCUCCAGCCUUGAGAUUUGAGGAUGGAAUAGGGAUAUUUGUUAUUUCUCUGUUACCAAACUCCACCAAAGAGACACUUCCUUCAGUCACACUCGGAUCUCUGUAAUAUUCCAUGUUACAUUUAUUAAUGGCUACACUCCUGUCACUUUGGGGGAAUUCUCCCCUUUCCCUGCAUGCUGUACUUGCUCUUUUCCCUGUGCAUGCUGCCACACAGCCUGCCAGCAGGGUACUGCAGUGUGGAGCCCCUGUGGAAGCUGCACCCUCGGGAGGGGGGUUGGAUGGAUCCUGCAUGCUCAAUAAACACUCU